Selaginella moellendorffii is the source of this 2089-nucleotide messenger RNA. Its product is annotated as translation factor GUF1 homolog, chloroplastic. Gene Ontology annotation, molecular function: GTPase activity; GTP binding; ribosome binding. The transcript is spliced from 22 exons. The record is from RefSeq and is a predicted model, not a curated record. Gene Ontology annotation, biological process: positive regulation of translation. Lineage: Eukaryota; Viridiplantae; Streptophyta; Lycopodiopsida; Selaginellales; Selaginellaceae. Bases 17 to 1987 code for a protein of 656 amino acids.
UUUGCGUUGUGUGGCUAUGGCGGUAGUGGCGCCACUGCACAGCGCCUUCUUGUCUCCAUGGAGCGGCGCCAGCAGCGCCAAUGCGGCGCCACUGCGUGAGAGAUUCAGCGUGAUUGCGGCAGCCGUGACGAGCAGUCCGAGCAGCUCUCCGGCAAUCCGGACUGGGCGCGAUCGUCUCGACAAGGUUCCAGUGCCGCAAAUCCGAAAUUUCUCCAUAAUCGCGCACAUCGACCAUGGCAAAUCGACCCUGGCGGACAAGCUCUUGCAGCUGACUGGAACCGUGGAGGUUCGAGACAUGAAGGAACAGUUCUUGGAUAAUAUGGAUCUCGAGAGAGAACGAGGGAUUACUAUCAAGCUCCAGACAGCAAGAAUGCGAUAUAUUAGCGAGGACUCUUUGCCAUACUGCCUCAAUCUCAUAGACACUCCCGGUCACGUCGAUUUUUCUUACGAGGUCUCGAGGUCACUAGCUGCUUGCGAAGGAGCACUUUUAGUUGUGGAUGCCUCUCAAGGGGUGGAAGCUCAGACUCUCGCAAAUGUGUAUCUAGCCCUCGAAAACAAUUUGGAGAUAAUACCUGUUUUAAACAAGAUAGAUCUUCCUGGAGCUGAUCCCGACCGCGUUCGCCAGGAGAUCGAAGAGAUAGUAGGCUUAGAUUGUACAGACGCAAUUUUGUGCUCGGCAAAGGAAGGGAUAGGUAUUUAUGAAAUUUUAGAAGCGGUCGUGAAAAAAAUUCCCCCGCCGAAGGAUACAACCGCUGACCCUCUUAGAGCUCUCAUUUUUGACAGUUACUACGAUCCCUACCGCGGCGUCAUCGUGUACUUUAGAGUCGUAGAUGGGAGCUUGCGUCGAGGAGAAUCAGUAAAAUUUAUGGCUAGUGGAAAGGAAUACCAGGUUGAUGAAAUCGGAGUAUUGUCGCCUUCACAAAUGCCCGUGCAGCAGCUGUACGCAGGAGAGGUGGGGUAUCUUGCGGCGUCAAUUCGCUCAGUCGCUGAUGCAAGGGUUGGAGAUACCAUUACAAGUUCUUCCAGAAAAGCUGAAAAGGCGCUUCCUGGAUAUCAGCAGGCAACUCCAAUGGUUUUCUGUGGACUCUUUCCUAUUGAUGCAGAUCAGUUUCCCGAGUUAAGAGAAGCACUGGGGAAAUUGCAGCUAAAUGAUGCUGCUUUAAGAUUUGAACCGGAAAGUUCGAGUGCAAUGGGAUUUGGAUUUCGAUGUGGAUUUCUUGGCCUUUUGCACAUGGAAAUAGUACAGGAAAGACUUGAAAGGGAGUACAAUUUAAAUUUGAUUACAACCGCACCAAGUGUUGUGUACAAAAUUGAACGGCUUGACGGAGAAACUGUUGAAUGCUCGAAUCCUUCGGAACUCCCUGAAAAUCGCAAAUGUAUUUCGGAGCCUUAUGUGAAGAUUGAUCUGAUAACACCGAAAGAGUACAUUGGCACUCUGAUGGAGCUCGCACAAGAAAGGCGUGGAGAAUUCAGAGAGAUGAAUUAUAUCACUGAAAACCGUGCCUGUGUUGUUUAUGAUCUUCCUCUGGCUGAGAUGGUUGGAGAUUUCUUUGAUCAAUUGAAGUCACGUAGCAAGGGCUAUGCGAGCAUGGAGUACUCCAUUACCGGAUAUCGCGUGAGUGAUCUUGUCAAACUUGACAUAAGAAUCAAUGGGGAGCCUGUGGAGCCGCUAUCGGCAAUCGUUCACAAAGAUAAGGCGUACACCAUAGGACGGGCUCUGACGGAGAAACUCAAAAGUUUGAUUCCCCGCCAGCUCUUCAAAAUACCAAUUCAGGCGUGCCUUGGGUCUAGAGUCAUUGCCAGUGAACAAAUCUCAGCCAUGCGCAAAGACGUGCUGGCCAAGUGCUACGGAGGAGACAUAACGAGGAAGAAGAAGCUGUUGAAGAAACAAGCCGAAGGCAAGAAACGAAUGAAAUCGGUGGGAAGAGUGGAGGUUCCCCAAGACGCGUUCAUGGCAGUGUUAAGGCUUGAGAAAGAUGUGGUUUAAUUGUAAGAGGUACAAAGAACAAGGUACUCGAGUGUUUCUCUCGAAUUAAAGCCAGAAAUGGCCUACACAAGCGUGCAAUCUAGCGGACUAAUCUUCUGGGGA